Acipenser ruthenus (sterlet) is the source of this 1649-nucleotide messenger RNA. RefSeq names its product DNA excision repair protein ERCC-8-like. Gene Ontology annotation, molecular function: protein binding. NCBI's taxonomy places the organism in Eukaryota, Metazoa, Chordata, Actinopteri, Acipenseriformes, Acipenseridae. The coding region runs from base 272 to 1480 and encodes 402 amino acids. Gene Ontology annotation, cellular component: Cul4A-RING E3 ubiquitin ligase complex; nucleotide-excision repair complex. The transcript is spliced from 12 exons. Gene Ontology annotation, biological process: protein polyubiquitination; proteasome-mediated ubiquitin-dependent protein catabolic process; transcription-coupled nucleotide-excision repair. The record is from RefSeq and is a predicted model, not a curated record.
AUGAACUUUCACAUUCCAAUAUGGCUGCGCCCUGUUAAACAGUUUGUUAUGAAGCAUCGUUCUUGUUUUUUUGUUGUUAUUUAAUUAUUUUGAUUAGACAUUUAUUUUUCGAUUUCUAAUUCAACGUCGGAUAUUUUGAUUAUGAACAUGUUUGAUAUACUCGUUUAAAGCUUAUAAUCAAAUAUUAACUCGUUAUGUUUUUACUUAAUACUUAAUCAUUACUUAAUAAUAGUAUAAAAAAUAGGAUUUACAGUCUCGCUGAUGACAAAAUAUGUUGGGGUUUCUGUCAGCUAGACAUAUUGGAUUAGAUGACCCUCUUCGUCUCAAACGAGUUGAAAUUACGAGAAGGGUGCUCAGCUUGGAGUUAAACAAAGACAGGGAUGUGGAACAGAUUCAUGGGAAUGGUGUGAACACUCUUGAUAUCGAAGCUAUUGAAGGAAGAUACAUGUUAUCAGGUGGGGCAGAUGGAGUCAUUGUCAUUUAUGACCUUGAGAAUUGCAGCAGGAAGCCGCAGUAUACAUGCAAAUCAGUAUGUACAGUGGGCAGAUCCAAUCGCCAUGUACACCAGUUCAGUGUGGAGACAGUGCAGUGGUAUCCACAUGACACUGGCAUGUUCACCUCAAGCUCCUUUGAUAAGACUCUGAAAGUAUGGGACACAGAGACUUUACUUCCGGCUGAGGUUUUCCAUUUUGAAGGGAAUGUAUAUUGUCAUCACAUGUCUCCCAUUGCAAGGAAACAUAGUUUGAUAGCAGUUGGUACCAAAGACCCCAAAGUACAGCUCUGUGACUUGAAGUCUGGUUCCCGUAUACACAUUCUACAGGGUCACAGGGGCGAAGUGCUGUCGGUGAAGUGGUCCCCUCGAUACGAACACAUUCUGGCAACAGCAAGCACUGACAGCAGAGUGCGACUGUGGGAUGUGAGGAAAGCUUCAGGAAGUUUGUUCACGCUAGACCAGCAUAAUGAUGAGAAGUCCAAAGCAUCUUCAGAGGCAGCUAACACGGCACAUAACGGUCGUGUCAAUGGGCUGUGCUUUACCGGUGAUGGGCUCUACCUCCUGACCACUGGCACAGACGACCGCAUGAGACUCUGGAACAGCUCUACUGGGGAGAACACACUGGUUAACUACGGCAAAGUCUCCAAUGAAAGCCGUAAAGGCCUGAAGUUUACUGUCUCCAGCGGUUGCAGUCCAGAGUUUGUAUUUGUACCCUGUGGUGGUACUAUUGCAAUGUAUGCCCUUUAUACAGGUGAACUGAUAACCAUGCUCAGGGGGCACUAUAACAAUGUGGACUGCUGUGAAUUCCAUCCUGAUUUCCAGGAUCUAUACAGUGGGGGCAAGGACUGCAACAUCCUUGCCUGGGUUCCAACCCCUCGCAAUCCUGCUAUAGAAAAUGAGGAUGAAGGGUCCAAAAAAACUGGAGGACAGUCAAGCUUCAAUCCUGCUUUUCAAGAUGCUUGGAGCAGCAGUGAUGAGGAGGGAUGAACCUCUGCUAUCACUGAAUGAUGGACUUUUUAUUGAACUGUAAACUCAUGAAAAGGAGGACAAGACUGCAAUAUCUAAAGAUAAUGCACUAUAUGAAAAGAUUUGUAUCUAAUCUUAAAAAACAAAAAAAAAAAAUCAUGCCUAGGUAUGUGUUACCUUGUAGUAACAA